This is a messenger RNA of Contarinia nasturtii (swede midge), 507 nucleotides long. Its product is annotated as monocarboxylate transporter 14-like. The transcript has 3 exons. The coding region runs from base 68 to 367 and encodes 99 amino acids. Lineage: Eukaryota; Metazoa; Arthropoda; Insecta; Diptera; Cecidomyiidae. The record is from RefSeq and is a predicted model, not a curated record.
UUUUUGUAUUAGGUUGGCCCUUUCAGGUUUUAGCCUUGCUGUUUUGCCGUUCGCUCGUACUUAUUCGAUGGUCAGCUUUUGGUGUGGAUUAUUUGGAUUGGCAUCUGGCACUUAUGUUGGAAUUACCGCCGUUAUUAUGGCAGACAUGUUGGGAACUGAACGCUUAACUUCGACUUAUGGAAUCAGUCUUUUUGUUAAUGGUAUAUUGCAAUUAAUAGGACCACCAAUUUGUGGAUUAUGGUACGAAAGCAUACCAGCGUUAUUUUCUAUACUCGGUCUAGUUUUACUUGCAGGAGCAAGUUUGUGGGGUUUUAUGCCAUUCAUCCAAAGAAAUCGCAACCGUAAAACCGCAGGCAUACUUACUUAAAAAUUACUAUUUCAUUACUCUACAAUUCCUGAUCCAUUCCUUUGAUUCUUUUUCCAUUAUCAUCACUCACAUUAAUUCUAUAAUAUGUGCAAGGUAAUUUUCAAAUGACGAUGCCGAUGCGAUGAUGAUGAUGAUGAUGA